Molecule: messenger RNA, 603 nt
Organism: Candida tropicalis MYA-3404
Lineage: Eukaryota; Fungi; Ascomycota; Pichiomycetes; Serinales; Debaryomycetaceae
Exons: 1
Coding region: 1-603 (200 amino acids)
Source: RefSeq, a predicted model, not a curated record
AUGUCUACCGCUGCUGUUAUCAAUGUUUCCGAUGAGAAGAAAUUCAUUGACACAUACCUAGAAUUAAUGAAAUUAUCUAAAAAUGAACCAUUAGAUAAGUUCAACUCAACACAAGAUUACAACAAGUUGGAAUCUUUAGGUCCAAGUUUACCGAAAUUCACUUACAAAUUCCCUACUCCAGAAGGCAAAAGUGAACAAGUAUCCACUGUUACUUUAAAGUUUAAAUCUAUUAAACCUCCAUAUAAAUUCCUGACUGAAUUGAGUGAAAUCCCAUCUAACUAUACUAUAUAUAAAGUUAAAGUCAAGUUGAUUCAAACAGUGGAUAUAUUAAAGGGACUUACACCAGCUGAUUUGAAAUUAUUGGUUAAAUCAAAAGUUGUACAAGAUUCAGCAGUUGUUUCUACAUUAGACGAUACAUCGUUCAAUUGUAUGGUUUCUGCACCAAAGGUUGUCAAACAAGAAGAGAAGGAAAUUGAUCCAGAAACAUCAACAAUUGUUUCUCCUACAAUUUCUUGGGAUAAGAUAUAUGAUAUUAUAUUACAAGAUGUCAAAGACGACACCAAAGCUAAACAAAUCCUUGAUAAAUUCAAAUCAACUAUUUAG